Neomonachus schauinslandi (Hawaiian monk seal) is the source of this 3604-nucleotide messenger RNA. RefSeq names its product transmembrane protein 184B (gene TMEM184B). Gene Ontology annotation, biological process: transport. Lineage: Eukaryota; Metazoa; Chordata; Mammalia; Carnivora; Phocidae. Gene Ontology annotation, molecular function: transporter activity. The record is from RefSeq and is a predicted model, not a curated record. The coding region runs from base 201 to 1424 and encodes 407 amino acids. The transcript is spliced from 9 exons.
GGCACUCCGCUGGGCCUGGGACCCGCCGGCGGCGGCGAGACACCGGGGCUGCGGCGCCGCCAGCCCGCCAGCCCUGCCCGCAGAGUCCGGCCGCCGCGCGCCGUCCACACACGCCACCGCCGCAGCCGCCAUGGGCUCCUGAGGCCAGCUCGUCGCUUACUGCAAGGGUUUGUCUCAGGGACCCCUGGCUGCCAGGCACCAUGACGGUGAGGGGGGCCGCACUGGCCCCGGAUCCAGCGUCGCCCACGACCAUGGCAGCAUCGCCCAGUGUGUCUGUGAUCCCUGAGGGCAGCCCCACGGCCAUGGAGCAGCCUGUGUUCCUGAUGACAACCGCGGCGCAGGCCAUCUCCGGGUUCUUCGUCUGGACGGCCCUGCUCAUCACCUGCCACCAGAUCUACAUGCACCUGCGCUGCUACAGCUGCCCCAACGAGCAGCGCUACAUCGUCCGCAUCCUCUUCAUCGUGCCCAUCUACGCCUUCGACUCCUGGCUCAGCCUCCUCUUCUUCACCAACGACCAGUACUACGUGUACUUCGGGACCGUGCGGGACUGCUACGAGGCCCUGGUCAUCUAUAAUUUCCUGAGCCUGUGCUAUGAAUACCUCGGGGGAGAAAGUUCCAUCAUGUCGGAGAUCAGAGGGAAGCCCAUCGAGUCCAGCUGUAUGUACGGCACAUGCUGCCUCUGGGGAAAGACUUACUCCAUUGGGUUCCUGCGGUUCUGCAAGCAGGCCACCCUGCAGUUCUGCGUGGUGAAGCCACUCAUGGCUGUCAGCACUGUGGUCCUCCAGGCCUUCGGCAAGUACCGGGAUGGUGACUUUGAUGUCACCAGCGGCUACCUCUACGUGACCAUCAUCUACAACAUCUCCGUCAGCCUGGCCCUCUACGCCCUCUUCCUUUUCUACUUUGCCACCCGGGACCUGCUUAGCCCCUACAGCCCCGUCCUCAAGUUCUUCAUGGUCAAGUCCGUCAUUUUUCUCUCCUUCUGGCAAGGCAUGCUCCUGGCCAUCCUGGAGAAGUGUGGGGCCAUCCCCAAGAUCCACUCAGCCCGCGUGUCCGUGGGCGAGGGCACCGUGGCCGCCGGCUACCAGGACUUCAUCAUCUGUGUGGAGAUGUUCUUCGCAGCUCUGGCCCUGCGGCACGCCUUCACCUACAAGGUCUAUGCUGACAAGCGGCUGGAUGCGCAAGGCCGCUGCGCCCCCAUGAAGAGCAUCUCCAGCAGCCUCAAGGAGACCAUGAACCCACACGACAUCGUGCAGGACGCCAUCCACAACUUCUCGCCUGCCUACCAGCAGUACACGCAGCAGUCCACCCUGGAGCCCGGGCCCGCGUGGCGCGGCGGCGCCCACAGCCUCUCGCGCUCCCACAGCCUCAGUGGCGCCCGCGACAACGAGAAGACUCUGCUGCUUAGCUCUGAUGACGAGUUCUAGGUGCGGCUGCUGGUGGGGAGGACUGGCACCUUGGCCCGGGGCAGGGUGGGCCCCCCUCCAGCCCUGCGCGCGGGCCGGGAGGCAGCCUGGCACAGCUUUGGCGUUGCCCGUUAAUUUAUUGGACCAGAAACACUCACCUGUCGCUUCCGGAGGAACAGCCAGAAGCUGUGGGCCCAGGGGACCGCCCAGGCUCACAAUGAGCCUUCAGGAAUAUUUAUACGAGGCCACCCCUGCUUCUGGGCGAGGGACAGAGGACACCGUGCGCGACUGCUGUGCCCCUGUGGCUUGUCCUGUGGCGGCAUGGUGGGACCAGCCGUGGUCAUGGUGGACCAGUGGCCGCGGCCCUCUCAGCCCCCACGCGGCUCACCCCCUCCCCCAUGAGACUUAAGCCCUGCCCCCAACACCGUGCAAUACUCUGACCCGGGCUCUUUCCUGCCUGCUCCUGCCCUCGUGCCCCCUGUCCACGCUAGAUUAGCCUCACCCUGGGCCAGAGGGGCAGGAGGGAACCCAGAUGCUCCCUGCCGCCCCUCCUGACCCAGGCCUGCCUGGCAUGCUGCAAGGACCAGAGCGGCACCAAGAGCCACGUGUCCCACAUCGGAAGGGCACUCAGGUGCAUCUGGGCCCUUCUUCUGUUGACGAGGCCUCUCCAAGCAGGGCUCCCUGGGCCCCUGGGUGUCCUCUCUGUGGCUGCCCUGCCUGCCUGCCUCAUGCCCCUUCCUCCUGGCCUGCUGAGGGCAGCCAGCGGCCCACACUGCCCUGUCACUUGGGGUCUGUCUUCUGGAGAGCAUUUUGGGCAGAGCCCCUGCUUCCAGGCUGCUGAAAGGGUUGGCGGCUCCCAGCCCCUCCUUCCCAGGCUGAGCAACGAGAACCUCCACAGGGUCCUGGUCUCUCCCUAGGGCUUCUCCUUUCCGUUUCAGGGGAAGGGUCUGAGUCUCCACAUGUCAGACCAGCUUCUGGAGGAACAGUCCUAUGGGAGGGAGGAUGGAAGGAGGGGGCGUGCAGCAAGGAGCUGGGAAGUGGGAGGAGUGACCCCAGACUCCUCUCCCUGGCGCCGUAUCCACACAGGGCCUGGUGUCCUGCCUCGCCUGGUCCCUCGGCCCAUCUCUUCUGUGCCUUAGUCACAUACGAAAGCUGCCCCUUCCUAGGCCCUCAGUCUGUCUGGCCACAGACACUCCCUGGGGGCCCCUCUCAAGCUCCUGGCACUCAGAGGAUCCUGCUGCGCUGGGCCAAGCACCCUUGGACAGGCCUUAGGGGUGGCCAGGAUCGCCAGUCCCCUCCCCUCGCUCACCUCCACGCCCAUAUACCUGGAGCCUCCGAGGGCCAGAGCCCCCCGGCAGGCCGGCUUACACCGGCCACUAUCUUAGGAGGAGCUCCUACAGGCGGAGCGUUCUGUCAUUUGGAACCCAGAUGGCACUUGGGUUUGGGCUGUAACAGCCUGGAGAAGGUGGUACGGUGAGGAGGGCCCUGGCCUGUGGCACCGGAACUUCACCGUGGAGUCUCUUCCUUUUCGUUCAUUCCUGGAAUGAAGUGUGCCAAGGGCCCGGUGGGGGAUUCCACCCCAGUCGUCUUCCCAGGCUGCCUUUGGCCCUGUGACCAAGCCAGCCCCCCCGGGGUCACAGAGGCCUGUCCGGUGGGCCUGGCCAGCUGGUACCAAGCUGCCCAGGAAGGUGGCAGGUGGGAGCAGGCUGUCUGAGAUCCUCGGUCCCCUCUCCCCCCUUUGCUUUCACAAAUCUGUGUGAUUCUCCUUCCAGGCCAAAGUGUGCUGCCGACUCCCUGCCCCCUGUUCUUGGCCCACCCUGGCACUUGCUGGCUAGCAUGGUUUGUGGGGAGGACACGGGGGUGGGGGGGCACUCCAGCGGAGUCGAGGGGCCGGGAACGCGUGCCCACCCACUCCACCCUUCCUUCCUAGGAUGCAUAACCUUUUUUUUUUUUUUUUAGUUCCUCCCCCCCCCCCCCCCCCGAUAGAGUAGAUCUUUGUACAUAAAAAAUACUUGAAAACCGAACUGGAUGAUGUAUGAGAGGACAGAGUCCCCUAGUUUUGUAUCUUGUGUAUGAUUGCCAUGAAUUCCACCAGAAAGCCGCUCUAUUUUGGUCUCUGUGACAUUUUAAAUGCGUGACAGAAGUGAGCAAAUAAAGUGAGAAAUAUAUAUAUAUGAGAUAAUAUAGAUUGUAUUGAAAUC